AAUAAACCCGAAAAGAGAGGCACCCCCAACGCUUUCGUCUCACGCCACUGUCAAUUCUCAAAAGCACAGAGAGAGGAGAGAGAGAGAGAAUCCUCUAGCUAGUCAUUCUUCUCUCUUUUUUCCUUGGUAUUCAGAUUCACAAAACUACUACUAGUAUAUACUACUCCAAUUAUCUGCAGAUCUCUCAGAAUCUCUAAACUCUGUUUUUGUAAACCACAACUAACAACCAUGUCGAAGGACUGCGGAAACCACGGGAAGAAACGGCAAAAGCUCUACAAACGAAUCUGCGCCGGUAUCCUCAUCUUCAAUUUCAUCGUUUUGGUCAUGAUUCUGAUCAUUUGGGCUAUUCUUCAACCCUCCAAGCCCAGAUUCAUUCUCCAAGACGUCACCGUUUACGCCUUCAACACCUCCGUCCCCAAUUUCUUAACCUCCAAUUUUCAGGUAACCAUCUCCUCCCGAAACCCAAAUGACAAGAUCGGUGUCUAUUACGACAGACUCGACGUUUUCGCGGUCUAUCAUGACCAGCAAAUCACUUACCGUACCAGAAUUCCGCCCACCUACCAAGGCCACAAAGACGUUAAUGUUUGGUCACCGUUUGUUUACGGUAACCUUGUUCCAGUUGCGCCGUUCAAUUCCAUGGCGUUGACUCAAGACCAAGCUACCGGCGCCGUUAUGAUCAUGUUCAAGAUUGACGGAAGGGUGCGUUGGAAAGUGGGAACGUUUAUCUCUGGCCGUUAUCAUUUCUACGUCAAGUGUUCGGCAUAUAUCAAUUUAGGGAAUAAAAAUUCCGGAAUUAUGGUUGGUGAGAACGCCGUUAAGUACCAGCUGGUUCAGAGAUGCAGCGUCAACGUAUGAGAGAUGACGCCGUUACUCAUGUCUAUUAAGCACCGUUAGUGUUUUUUUUUAAUUUUCUUUUUAUGUGUUUAGUUUCAUCUGUUUGAAUUGGACCAUAUGAUACACGUAUAAGUCCUUGAAUUGUACAUUUUGCUAUAGAAUAAAAUAUCUGAGUAUGAGAGAUGAUAAAAAAACAAGAAUAGCAAAAUUGCAAUAUUAUGUGAACGGGAAAUUGUAGAAUAAAUUAUAUAUAUAAAAAAUUUGCAAUUAUUAUUA
Molecule: messenger RNA, 1110 nt
Organism: Humulus lupulus (European hop)
Lineage: Eukaryota; Viridiplantae; Streptophyta; Magnoliopsida; Rosales; Cannabaceae
Product: NDR1/HIN1-like protein 1
Exons: 1
Coding region: 229-855 (208 amino acids)
Biological process (GO): defense response to other organism
Source: RefSeq, a predicted model, not a curated record